Molecule: messenger RNA, 3413 nt
Organism: Fusarium odoratissimum NRRL 54006
Lineage: Eukaryota; Fungi; Ascomycota; Sordariomycetes; Hypocreales; Nectriaceae
Product: transcription factor STE12
Exons: 5
Coding region: 894-2984 (696 amino acids)
Biological process (GO): sexual reproduction; regulation of DNA-templated transcription
Cellular component (GO): nucleus; Tec1p-Ste12p-Dig1p complex; Ste12p-Dig1p-Dig2p complex
Molecular function (GO): DNA-binding transcription factor activity
Source: RefSeq, a predicted model, not a curated record
UUGGGUUACUCUGUCCUCCUUUCCAUGGGUCUCCAUCUCUUAAUUCACUUACUUGCCUUGUUCUUCCUUUGCCUUACUUGCUACCCAGACCCAUCGGCGCGACACUCUCCCACACAACAUCUCAUUAAACCCCCGUAUAUCCUCGCUCGCCCGCUCAGAUUUUCCCUCCGAAAUCUUUUCCUCUUGUCGUUUUGUUUUCCCUUCAUUUUGCACUCCUCCCUCCUCCCCUCUCCCCUCGCUCCACACUCCGCGGACCCAUUCGGAGUUGCCCUCAAACUCGUUUCUCUUCCCAACUCAAUAGAAGCCGCCUUCUCCCCCGACGUCUCAAGUUCAUCUUCAACGCGCCGCUUCGCUUUCAGCUGUCCUUCGUUUUUCUUCACGAAGCCACUGCUCGCUUUUGAUGAACAUUGCUCUACGGCUCUGUUGAUAUCUUUUCGCUUCUUGCUUCCCCGUUGUUGCUUGCUUAUAGCUUUAAUCUGGUUCGAUUUCUUGUUUCGCGCGAAACUUCGACUUCGAUCCCCCACCAUCGCCUACGCCUUGACGGUUGCACUCCAGACGCCUCUCAGUCACAUUCGCUUGACGCGGUUGCUGAGUCUUGAAUCGCAUUGCGCAGCGAUUCCAUUAUUCCGGGCUGGUCUCGAAUUUUGGUCAACAAGCAUCAUUCCCAUCAUUAUUUAUACUCGGAUCCAGGCUGCGCCUCGACCAUUUCAUUCUCAUUGAACCUGGCUAAAACUGUUGAUUGCACCGUCAUCCCUUGCUCGCCACAAGUUUCGAUUGCCAUCUGCCAGACUUUUCGGUUCGCUUCGCAACGACUCCCGGCCGUUGAGCGCCAUCGACUCGACUGACCAACCACGGUCACGUCACUAUAGACAACACUCACAGAGCCCAGCAAAAUGUAUCCGCAACACUCCACAAUGGCGCCUCAGAAGCCCGAAACCUUCAUGUUGAGUACUGAGGCUCAGCAAGCUCUGCCUCAUGAUGCCCAAGUUGCCCUGCAGCAAGUUGACAACUUGAAGUACUUCCUCAUCUCAGCCCCUGUCGACUGGCAGCCCGAUCAGUACAUUCGCCGAUUCUUGUUGCCAACUGGCGAAUAUGUCUCUUGCAUUCUCUGGAACAAUCUUUUUCACAUUUCUGGUACAGAUAUCGUGAGAUGCCUGUCGUUCCGAUUCCAGGCUUUUGGCCGUCCUGUCAAAAACUCCAAGAAGUUUGAGGAGGGCAUCUUCUCCGACUUGCGAAAUCUCAAGUCUGGAACCGACGCUUCUCUGGAGGAGCCAAAGAGCGCCUUCCUCGACUUUCUCUACAAGAACAACUGCAUCCGAACACAAAAGAAACAAAAGGUCUUUUACUGGUACAGUGUCCCACACGACCGUCUGUUUCUUGACGCGCUGGAACGCGAUCUUAAGCGUGAGAAGAUGGGCCAGGAAGCCACCACCGUUGCUGUCAGCGAACCGGCUCUGUCUUUUCAAUACGACUCGUCUCAGUCGCUCUAUGAGCAACUGACUAAGGCGCAGCAAGCCAACUCCUCCUCUUUCAGCGCCCAGCAGUCUGCUUUCUCUCAGAGCCAGUCCACCUCCCCAGUUAUGCGUGCGAUGGACUCGAUGCCUCCUCCCCCGACAAUGAUGCCACAGUCCAUGCCCCCUUUGGCGGAGGGGAUGGACGCAAUGGUACCUUAUGGCACGAUGGCGGUGCCUCACCCAAUGGCCCAAGCCGUCCCUGUCAAGAGGGAACCUGAUUUCACCCGUGUUCAGUACAACCAUAAUGGUGUCCCAAUCACUCAAGGGCACCAACGCCAUGCUUCAAUGCCUGCUUAUGGUCUCGAGUAUUCGCCAGCCCCUUCAUUCGUCUCCUCUCAGUACGAGGAUUACAGCAACCGAGGAAUAUCCUUUGAACCCAUUACGCCCCCUCAACAGGCUUUGGGUAUCUCAGCUGAGCCCGCGUAUAUCGCCAAUGAGGAGACAGGCUUGUACUCGGCCAUUCCUGACCAUAUGGCUAGCAUGAACGGUCUUAACGGCAUGGUUCAACUGCCACCUUCCAACUUGGCGGGCCCUCAGUUCUCUCGUCCCUAUGGUACAAACAACGUCUACUCUGUGAUCGAAGGUUCACCGACAUAUAAGCAGAGAAGACGGCGUUCAUCCAUUCCUCCAUCUAUGUCGGCAAUUACGACCCCAGCUGCUACUGCCCAAGCAGCCUCACACACACACUCUCACCGGCCUUCUGAGCUUCGCCGAUCAAUUUCUGCCUCAGUUGGCCCCGUAGCUGAAGGUGAUGAAUCAGCAGACAACUCGCCUCCCGGUCUCUCCUACAGCACCUCCACGGUUUCUGUCAACACCCAACACCACCAGAAUAUGUCAAGGCAUGGAACCCCGCUGUCGACUGUGGAAGGAAGCCCUGCUGCCCACUCAAUGGGCAUGCACCAGCAAGAGUUUCCUCACCUUGCUAGCGAGGAAUUUUCUGGUGAUGUCAAUGAUCAGCGCCGCUCUGUUCCUGCUCCCAACGGCGCUGUCAGACGUGCUCGCUCCGCGACCGUCAUGGAAGUUGGUCCAUAUCCUCAGAAGUCACACUCUUGCCCCAUUCCCACCUGUGGCCGUCUUUUCAAGCGUUUGGAACAUCUCAAGCGACAUGUGCGAACACAUACACAAGAGAGACCUUACAUCUGUCCCCACUGUAGUAAAGCAUUCUCAAGAUCUGAUAACCUGGCGCAACACAAGCGUACCCAUGGCCGUGAAGAUGGCGGAGAUGGUUCCUUGAACCUGUCAGGCGAGGAAGAUGAGGACUUCUCUGGUGAUGACCACCUUGGCUCACUCGAAGAAGCCUCACCACACUCUGAUAGCGCCUAUGUGACCGGCUCCCUGAACGCUGCUGCCCAUGGCUCAACCCCACCCUCAAGUAUGGCACCCACACAAUCAUAUAAUAGUCUCGAGACUCUCAGCAUGCCCAUGACAAUGAGCCAACCGGCUGCUAUCAACGCCAGCGGUAUGAUGUAACGGCAAACCUGCGUACGAAUUUGUCAUUUUAGUUGCGCUCAGAUCAUGACUUUAAGGGAUUUAUGGCUUCAAAUUUGGUGGAAAUUUGCAAUGGUUACAUGCACGCGCUGUCCUUGACCUUUCCUUUGUUUAUAUUUUAAAUUCUCCUUUACUUGGAAGCGCUUACAUGUGCUUAAAAUAUGGCCCCAAUAGAUUCAAACUCUUGUAACUUCUGGGAAGAUUCUCAUGCAGCUCAGAGUAUCACGAACGUAUUAAGUUGAAGUGGACUGAGGAAGCAUCUGUAUAUACAUGGUUCCUACUCCUUGAAUAAGGCUGUAUUUCUAGGCAUUAUGCCGGGGAGACUACUGACUAGGAAUGGUUACAUAUGGUAGAUCAAAAGAAGAAACUGUUGUUUUUUACAUGCCAUUUCAAAGGCUGCCGCUCGAAGUG